Bombina bombina (fire-bellied toad) is the source of this 3105-nucleotide messenger RNA. RefSeq lists its product as uncharacterized. The record is from RefSeq and is a predicted model, not a curated record. Bases 469 to 2676 code for a protein of 735 amino acids. The transcript is spliced from 2 exons. Gene Ontology annotation, biological process: DNA integration; DNA recombination. NCBI's taxonomy places the organism in Eukaryota, Metazoa, Chordata, Amphibia, Anura, Bombinatoridae. Gene Ontology annotation, molecular function: DNA binding.
UCCGUGGUCGGAACAAGGACAAGGGUUCUACUCAAACCUGUUUGUGGUUCCCAAAAAAGAGGGAACUUUCAGGCCAAUCUUAGAUUUAAAGACUCUAAACAAAUUCCUAAGAGUUCCAUCGUUCAAAAUGGAAACUAUUCGGACAAUCUUACCCAUGAUCCAAGAGGGUCAGUACAUGACCACAGUGGAUUUAAAGGAUGCUUACCUUCACAUACCGAUCCACAAAGAUCAUCACCGGUAUCUAAGGUUUGCCUUCUUAGACAGGCACUACCAGUUUGUAGCUCUUCCAUUCGGAUUGGCUACGGCUCCAAGAAUCUUCACAAAGGUUCUGGGUGCCCUUCUAGCGGUACUAAGACCGCGAGGGAUUUCGGUAGCUCCGUACCUAGACGACAUUCUAAUACAAGCUUCAAGCUUUCAAACUGCCAAGUCUCAUACAGAGUUAGUUCUGGCAUUUCUAAGGUCGCAUGGAUGGAAAGUGAACGAAAAGAAGAGUUCCCUCUUUCCUCUCACAAGAGUUCCAUUCUUGGGGACUCUUAUAGAUUCUGUAGAGAUGAAGAUUUACCUGACAGAAGACAGGUUAACAAAACUUCAAAAUGCAUGCCGCGUCCUUCAUUCCAUUCAACACCCGUCAGUAGCUCAAUGCAUGGAGGUGAUCGGCUUAAUGGUAGCGGCAAUGGACAUAGUACCUUUUGCACGCCUACACCUCAGACCGCUGCAAUUAUGCAUGCUAAGUCAGUGGAAUGGGGAUUACUCAGAUUUGUCCCCUACUCUGAAUCUGAAUCAAGAGACCAGAAAUUCUCUUCUAUGGUGGCUUUAUCGGCCACACCUGUCCAGGGGGAUGCCAUUCAGCAGGCCAGACUGGACAAUUGUAACAACAGACGCCAGCCUACUAGGUUGGGGCGCUGUCUGGAAUUCUCUGAAGGCUCAGGGACUAUGGAAUCAGGAGGAGAGUCUCCUUCCAAUAAACAUUCUGGAAUUGAGAGCAGUUCUCAAUGCCCUUCUGGCUUGGCCCCAGUUAAUAACUCGGGGGUUCAUCAGGUUUCAGUCGGACAACAUCACGACUGUAGCUUACAUCAACCAUCAGGGAGGGACAAGAAGCUCCCUAGCAAUGAUGGAAGUAUCAAAGAUAAUUCGCUGGGCAGAGUCUCACUCUUGCCACCUGUCAGCAAUCCACAUCCCGGGAGUGGAGAACUGGGAGGCGGAUUUCUUGAGUCGCCAGACUCCUCAUCCGGGGGAGUGGGAACUUCAUCCGGAGGUCUUUGCCCAAAUACUUCGACGUUGGGGCAAACCAGAGAUAGAUCUCAUGGCGUCUCGCCAGAACGCCAAACUUCCUCGCUACGGGUCCAGAUCCAGGGAUCCGGGAGCAGUUCUGAUAGAUGCUUUGACAGCACCUUGGAACUUCAGGAUGGCUUAUGUGUUUCCACCCUUCCCGCUGCUUCCUCGAUUGAUUGCCAAAAUCAAACAGGAGAGAGCAUCAGUAAUUCUAAUAGCACCUGCUUGGCCACGCAGGACUUGGUAUGCAGAUCUAGUGGACAUGUCAUCCUGUCCGCCUUGGUCUCUACCUCUAAGACAGGACCUUCUGAUACAGGGUCCAUUCAAACAUCAAAAUCUAACUUCUCUGAAGCUGACUGCUUGGAAAUUGAACGCUUGAUUUUAUCAAAACGUGGUUUUUCUGAGUCGGUUAUUGAUACCCUGAUUCAGGCUAGGAAGCCUGUUACCAGAAGGAUUUACCAUAAAAUAUGGCGGAAAUACCUAUACUGGUGCGAAUCCAAAGGUUACUCCUGGAGUAAGGUUAGGAUCGCUAGGAUAUUGUCUUUUCUACAAGAAGGUUUAGAAAAGGGUUUAUCAGCUAGUUCAUUAAAGGGACAGAUUUCAGCUCUGUCCAUCUUGUUACACAGACGUCUGUCAGAAAAUCCAGACGUCCAGUCUUUUUGUCAGGCUUUAGCUAGGAUCAAGCCUGUGUUUAAAGCUGUUGCUCCACCAUGGAGUUUAAACUUAGUUCUUAACGUUUUACAAGGUGUUCCGUUUGAACCCCUUCAUUCCAUUGAUAUAAAAAUGUUAUCUUGGAAAGUUCUGUUUUUAAUGGCUAUUUCCUCGGCUCGAAGAGUCUCUGAGUUAUCAGCCUUACAUUGUGAUUCCCCUUAUCUGAUUUUUCACUCAGACAAGGUAGUUCUGCGUACUAAACCUGGGUUCUUACCUAAGGUAGUCACUAACAGGAACAUCAAUCAAGAGAUUGUUGUCCCAUCCUUGUGUCCAAAUCCUUCUUCAAAGAAGGAACGUCUUUUACACAAUCUGGAUGUAGUUCGUGCCCUCAAGUUCUACUUGCAGGCAACUAAAGAUUUUCGCCAAACUUCUUCCUUGUUUGUCGUUUACUCUGGACAGAGGAGAGGUCAAAAAGCUUCUGCUACCUCUCUCUCUUUUUGGCUUCGUAGCAUAAUACGUUUAGCCUAUGAGACUGCUGGACAGCAGCCUCCUGAAAGAAUUACAGCUCACUCCACUAGAGCUGUGGCUUCCACUUGGGCCUUUAAGAAUGAGGCCUCUGUUGAACAGAUUUGCAAGGCUGCAACUUGGUCUUCGCUUCAUACUUUUUCCAAAUUUUACAAAUUUGACACUUUUGCUUCUUCGGAGGCUAUUUUUGGGAGAAAGGUUCUUCAGGCAGUGGUUCCUUCUGUAUAAUGAGCCUGCCUAUCCCUCCCGUCAUCCGUGUACUUUUGCUUUGGUAUUGGUAUCCCAGAAGUAAUGAUGACCCGUGGACUGAUCACACAUAACAGAAGAAAACAUAAUUUAUGCUUACCUGAUAAAUUCCUUUCUUCUGUUGUGUGAUCAGUCCACGGCCCGCCCUGUUUUAAGGCAGGUAAAUAUCUUUUAAAUUAUACUCCAGUCACCACUUCACCCUUGGUUACUCCUUUCUCGUUGAUUCUUGGUCGAAUGACUGGGACUGACGUAGAGGGGAGGAGCUAUAUGCAGCUCUGCUGGGUGAAUCCUCUUGCAUUUCCUGUUGGGGAGGAGUUAUAUCCCAGAAGUAAUGAUGACCCGUGGACUGAUCACACAACAGAAGAAAGGAAUUUAUCAGGUAAGCAUAAAUUAUGUUUUUUUUAUUUUAAA